ACUAUAGGAACUAUACUAACAAAUAUAAUUAUGGCAGCUGUACCAGAUGUACCAAAGCAUAUUAGACGAGAAAUGUAUCAUGAAGCCAAUAUAACUAAUGCAAUUAUCUUGAAUGCUGAAGUCGGCAAUCAACAAUACAAUCGUACAAUAACUAAAGAUGUCAAUUUUAAACAGAUAAUUAUGCUGAAACAUUUACAAGAUAAGCUACAAUCAUUUAGUAAGCCGAAAAAUCGUGAUGAUGAUUAUACUGGUAAUAAGGAUAUAAAUGAUGCCAAUGAUGAUAUUGAUCGUAGUACCAUGGAUUUGAAUACUACUACCACUAAAACUAAUACGAAUAAUGACAGUACAUGCCAAACAACUUCUAAUCCUGUUGUAUACACAUUUCAUAGCUAUGAAUUACCAACUGAUGGUUCACAGGUAGGUAAAAGAAAAGAGAAGUAUGAGUAUUAUUGCUAUUAUUGUUAUUUAUACUGA
Trichobilharzia regenti is the source of this 474-nucleotide messenger RNA. NCBI's taxonomy places the organism in Eukaryota, Metazoa, Platyhelminthes, Trematoda, Strigeidida, Schistosomatidae. The record is from the annotation of a GenBank genome assembly.